AGCUACGAUCAAAUUGGAACACAAAUUCAAGCAUGAAGACGUGUCUUGCAUAGAGCUUCCUAAAGCACACCUCUUCCGCUGCCUCUUCCCCUUCCCCGCCACGUUUCAUCUCUACCUUCUAUAAAAACUUUGAUAUUCCCUCCUUUUUUCAUCGAAUUCGAAGUAUCCCACUUUCACGCAAUUCACAGAAUUCAACAAGCAAUCCGAUCAUGUCGAAUUCAUCUUCCACCAUUUCCAUCUCGAAUGUUCAACUCCAACACAUAACUCAUCUCACAAACUACAAUUCCCAAAUCCAAACCCACACUAACCCACUUGCCUUUAACCCUUUUUUCCGAACUUUCCCCGGAUUCUUCCUUACCUCAUCCGAUAUCGUUCUCCGUCACAACGUUCUAGAUCUUUCCGGAACUUUCCCUUCACCUAAUCCGCCAUUAGCUUACCACAGAGCAGGACCUCGCAAUCAGAUUCUCUUCGAUCCUGCUACUGUACGAGCUGCGAUUGUUACCUGUGGUGGUUUGUGCCCUGGAAUGAAUACGGUGAUUCGGGAAUUGGUAGUUGGGUUGUGGGAAUUGUACGGUGUUCGUGAGAUUUUUGGGAUUAAAGCGGGUUAUCGAGGGUUUUAUAGCUAUGACCCGGUUCGAUUGAAUCCGAAGAUGGUUGAUGAUUGGCAUAAGAGAGGUGGAACUGUGCUUGAAACUUCUAGAGGUGGAUUUGAUUUGAAGAAGAUUGUUGAUGCUAUUCAGAAUCAUGGGUUUAACCAGCUUUACAUCAUAGGAGGAGACGGUACAAUGCGUGGAGCAGUUGAGAUAUUCGAGGAAUUGAAACAAAGAAAAUUGUAUAUAUCAGUGGUCGGAAUCCCUAAGACAGUUGACAAUGAUGUUGGCAUUAUCGACAGAUCAUUCGGGUUCCAAACUGCAGUAGAGAUGGCACAACAAGCGAUUAAUGCCGCUCAUGUAGAAGCAGAGAGUGCAGUAAAUGGGAUAGGGCUGGUGAAGCUUAUGGGCCGCAGUACUGGUCAUAUUGCACUACAUGCAACAUUAAGUAGCCGUGAUGUCGAUUGUUGUUUGAUUCCCGAGAUCGACUUCUACUUGGAAGGUAAGGGAGGACUAUUCGAAUUUCUCGAAGAUCAAUUGAAGGAGAUGGGGCACGCAGUGUUGGUAGUAGCCGAGGGUGCAGGACAAGAUAUAAUUCCAAGGACUGAAUCCCAAAAAACAGAGAAGGAUGAGUCGGGCAACCCUGUCUUCUUGGACGUUGGAGGGUGGCUGAAGUCGGAACUCAAGAAUUGGUGGAGCAGGGAUCAUCCGAACGAGUUGUUCACGAUAAAAUACAUAGAUCCUACAUACAUGAUACGCGCUGUACCUCCAAACGCAACGGAUAACUCGUACUGCACGUUGCUAGCGCACUCUGCCAUUCAUGGAGUUAUGGCAGGGUACACCGGGUUCGUUUGUGGACCGAUAAAUGGGAACUAUGCAUAUAUUCCAGUUGAUGAAGUUGCCAAAGCCAAGAACAAAGUGGAUACCAGAGAUCAUAAAUGGUCUUGGGUUAGAUCUGUUAGCAAUCAGCCUGAUUUCAUCAGAAGUUAAAAGCUUUCGAAUGAUCUACUUUGGCACUCUCUUUGUCCGCCCGUGAUGACGGUGGUGUCUGGUCAAGUUUGUGUGUAUUUCAAUUAUUUCAUCGAAUAUUUGUGAUGCAUCAUAUCACAUAUCGGGUAACUAUGUAUAUCGAGACUAGCUAGUGAAUCCAGAUAAGCUAGAAGUUCAUGGCUUUUAUCUUGGCAAGUGAGAACACCUCUUUUUCGGUGUGGGGUAGACACCGGAUUUCAUGUUAAUAGCUCACAUGGUCUUAAAUGUCCCUAACAAAUAGGAGGAAGGAGGAAACCACAUAUUAGUGGUGGUUGUCCCUGCUGAGAUUUGAAACCUUGAUCUUCUAAAAUUUGCGCCUUUCGUCACUUUUUCUCGGGUCGGGUUUCUUUGUAUAUAUGUAACUAAAAAAAUAAACAAGGUGCAUUAGUGUAAAAUGUAUGAUAAUAAUCCCUUGAUGCUUAAACAAUUAAGCAAGCAAGCUAUCAUUAAUUAUUUCUUUAA
This is a messenger RNA of Solanum tuberosum (potato), 2081 nucleotides long. RefSeq names its product ATP-dependent 6-phosphofructokinase 2. Lineage: Eukaryota; Viridiplantae; Streptophyta; Magnoliopsida; Solanales; Solanaceae. The transcript has 3 exons. The record is from RefSeq and is a predicted model, not a curated record. Gene Ontology annotation, molecular function: ATP binding; 6-phosphofructokinase activity. The coding region runs from base 210 to 1580 and encodes 456 amino acids. Gene Ontology annotation, biological process: glycolytic process; fructose 6-phosphate metabolic process.